UGUCCUAGCAUUUGUUGGCAGUGUGGUGGAUGGAGUAAUGUGGAUGGCUUCUGUGGACAGCCAGCUGCUACAGGCUGCAGGAAUGUGAUGCAGCAGCUUUGGGUUUCUUUGCUCACAAAACUUCAUUUCAUGUGUAUUAGAAUUAGAUUGGUUUAGGAAAUUGUGAGAGUCCGUCAGUUUGGUUGUGGGAAAGCAGAUUCUGUUACUCUCAGUGAGAGCUGUGUUGUGUUGUCAAGUCUCCAACUUGUGUUUUCCCAUCCAUGCUGCAGAGUCUUCACACUGAAGAGCUUUUCAUGAGACAUUCACUGGAUUUAUCGCAAAGAGAAGCAGCAAAUCCAUUUUAGCACACAGGCAGUUAGGUUAGUCCCAGUUCAUGCUAAGGAGGUGCAGGACCAGCACAAAUCACUUCACGUCCAUCUCACUGAGGGGAGGAACUAAGUCCUAUAGCACUUAUGUCUUCUUGGUGCCGGGGUGACAUCAUCUGCUAGUUGCAGUAGAGUGAGGCUCUCAUUUGUCUUUUCCCUGAGCUGUGCACAAUCCUGACAGACAUGGAAUGGCUCAAGGCAAAGUCAAUGGACAGUAGAAUUAGAUAGAAACUUUCUCUUAUUACUGCUACUUGUCCAUGUUCAGUCUACUGAAUUUGAUAUAAAAAUGGAUUUUUCUAAUCUACUCCGUGCUUUCAUUUAGAGAAUCAUUAACCUGGAAAAUGGGUGUGGAUUUCCCAGAAAUGAAAGUGAAAUCUCAGAUUGUGCCUCUCUGCUUUUAGUUUGACAGACUCCUGAAAUCUGUGUUAGUCCCUGUUGCAAGAAUCAAAAGAUAAAUUAAAAAGUCUUUUUCAGGAUCAUCAAGAUGCCCAUCAAAGUUGAUGAUGUGAUUCAACUGUUGUGCCACCUCUCUCAGGAGAAGGGGAUGAAAGCUGCUGUCAAACAUUCUGCCCAAGGAGCACUGCUGGCAGGUGCAACAGCACUUCUUGGGGGUCUGGUGGGAGGUCCACCUGGAAUCGCUGUAGGAGGAGCAUUUGGUGGAUUGCUGGGUGCCUGGAUGACUGCUGGACAGUUCAGGCCGGUCCCUCAGAUUUUAUUGGAAUUGCCUCCUGCUGAGAAGAAGAAGCUCUAUGAUGAAGCCAUGGUUAUUCUCAGUCACUUAGACUGGACUGAUAUUACUCGCCUGACUCUUCUUGUAAUGAGAAAUGCAAGUCUCCAACAGAAUUUGGAAGCAUGGCUGAUAAGUUUCCUCUCUGAAGUGCUAGGAGCAAAGAUUCAGUAUAUAUGAUAAAUCUUUCCAGAGCAGGUUUUUUUUUUAUUAUUAUUUUUUUUCUCUGACAAUUGUGAU
Molecule: messenger RNA, 1332 nt
Organism: Athene cunicularia (burrowing owl)
Lineage: Eukaryota; Metazoa; Chordata; Aves; Strigiformes; Strigidae
Product: protein C19orf12 homolog
Exons: 3
Coding region: 850-1272 (140 amino acids)
Source: RefSeq, a predicted model, not a curated record